Messenger RNA from Diospyros lotus (date-plum), 2008 nucleotides. RefSeq names its product protein GRAVITROPIC IN THE LIGHT 1. Gene Ontology annotation, biological process: negative gravitropism; response to red or far red light. The transcript has a single exon. The record is from RefSeq and is a predicted model, not a curated record. Bases 10 to 1620 code for a protein of 536 amino acids. Lineage: Eukaryota; Viridiplantae; Streptophyta; Magnoliopsida; Ericales; Ebenaceae.
AAGGCUUUUAUGCCAAACAAAAAACUCACACAUACCUUCCUUCAAAGUGAUCCAAGGGACCAAAGCCGUCCACCAUCGCCACCCCCCCUCCCCUGUCUCUCUCUCUCUCUCUCUCUAAAUAGCAAGCACUUCAAAGGGCGGUUUCUGGAGAUGCCGGUGAUGGAUGGGUCGGCGAAGCCACCGCAAAUCUCGGAGAUGUUCCAGAAAUUCGCUCUGGCUUUCAAGGCCAAGACCUUCGAGUUCUUCGCCGACGAGGAAGAUUCCGCCGCCGCCUGCGGUGGAAUCGACGACGGCGCCGACGGAUUCACCCUCCUCGACUCCGCCGAAGAAUUCAUCCCCGACCAGAAAGUCGUCGUCAUUAAACCGGACCAAACCCACAGCAAAUCACCAGUUUCAAAGUCGGCUUCGGCUUCCCCUCUUCGGCCGACCGCUACCCAGUUGAGAGAAAGCGUUGUGUCGUCAAUCUUCGCCACGGUUUCGUCGUUCGAAGCCUCGUAUCUCCAGUUCCAGACCGCCCACGCGCCGUUCGACGAGGACGCCAUUAAAGCCGCCGAUAAAGCUUUGGUUUCUCACCUCCAGCGGCUUUCCGAUGUGAGAAAUUGGUACAGAGAUCUUCGGAAGAAUUCUGAUUUCAACGCCGAGUUGUCAAUUGGGUCUUCCUUGGAAGCUCAGGUGCAGGAGAAUCAGAGCAAGCUUCGAACAUUGGAGACCGCAUUCAAUCGAUUGCAGUCGGAAAUUGAUGAGAAAGACGACAGGGUUUCGGCUCUGAGGCAGGAAGUAGACAAAAUUCACGUGGCUAACUCGAAACUGUCCAAAAAAUUGCUGAAUUCAGCUCCGAAAUCGAAAGCAACCUCAAAUUCGACCAUGGAAGUUAUGUUGACGAUUCGGGUUUUUGAUUCGUUACUGAGGGAAGCUUGCAGAUCAUUGCAUAGUUUCACUAAGCUCUUGAUUGGUUUGAUGAAGAAAGCAGGAUGGGAUUUGGAUUUGGCUGCAAAUUCGGUCCAUUCCGACAUCGAUUAUGCGAAGAAAGGGCACAAUCGUUAUGCGUUUCUCUCAUACGUAAGUUUGGGUAUGUUUCGAGGCUUCGAUUCAGAGAGGUUUGGGUUGGAAGUAAGCGGAAUCGUCUCCAACGGCCAUGACUUGAAUUCGGGGAAAAUUAAUUAUUUGAAGCAAUUAGUCGAGCACAUAGCCUGCAACCCUAUGGAGGUUUUGAGUAACAAUCCGAGUUGCGAAUUCUCCAGAUUCUGCGAGAAGAAGUAUCAACAACUCAUUCACCCUACAAUGGAAUCAUCCAUUUUUAGCAAUUUGGACGAGAACGAAGUUGUGUUGAGUUCUUGGAAGUCCUUGAGUGCAUUCUACGAGUCGUUUGUUAAAAUGUCAAGCUCAAUCUGGUUGCUUCAUAAGUUGGCCUUUUCAUUCAAUCCCGGUAUUGAGAUUUUCCGAGUGGAGAGAGGCGUAAAUUUUUCGAUGGUGUACAUGGAAGAUGUCACGAAGAAAGGUGUAGUUCCAGGCAAGAGCAGGCCAAAAGUGGGGUUCACAGUAAUUCCAGGUUUUAAGAUUGGGGAAACUAUCAUUCAAUCUCAAGUUUAUCUCAUAGACAGUUUGAAUUGCACAGACUAGACUAGUAAUAAAAUGAGGCUACACUAACAAUGGUUGAAAAUUGAAAACUACUGAUGCUGCUGGGGAUUCAGAAUGAAUCUGGGUUGUCUGAGGUGCCUUGCCAAACCAUGCAAUCCAGAACGGCCACCUGCUGCUAUUGCUAUUGCUAUUGCUGAAUUCUAGUCUCUCUGUAUUGUUUCUCAAUUUGCUUGCUUUCUGUUGAAUGGAUGUAGAGGUAGCUGUAAAUAUGUUAUAUACUUGUUUGGCGGGGUGGAGGGGGCUGUUUGACAUGAGUAUACAUAUCACCAAAAUUGUAUGUAGUUCAGAGUUUCUAUGACAAGUUGUAACUGUGUUUCAAUUAUUUUUGUCAAUUGAAAUUGCUAAUUGGAUUAAUAAUCUGUCGCCUCUG